Plectropomus leopardus (leopard coralgrouper) is the source of this 1319-nucleotide messenger RNA. RefSeq names its product growth arrest and DNA-damage-inducible, gamma a (gene gadd45ga). Gene Ontology annotation, biological process: regulation of cell cycle. NCBI's taxonomy places the organism in Eukaryota, Metazoa, Chordata, Actinopteri, Perciformes, Serranidae. Gene Ontology annotation, cellular component: nucleus; cytoplasm. The record is from RefSeq and is a predicted model, not a curated record.
CGCAAGACGCUCGCACACACACAGACACACACCCCCCAGCCUCAUCAUGAAAGGACCAGCGGCAGGUGGAGGACCCUGUUCCGAGCUCAGAAUAACGCCAGGCACUACAUCGAGAACCACACAAGCCUUUUUUCUGUUCACUGCAACAUCCCGAUCGCGCUUGGAUUAUAACUAUGACUCUGGAAGAGAUCCGCGGACAAGACAACACAAUGGAAAACGCAGAUAGGGUGCAAAGUGCAGGCGCAGCCUUGGAAGAGCUGCUGGUCGCUGCUAAGAAGCAGGACUACCUGACAGUUGGAGUUUAUGAAUCUGCAAAAGUCAUGAAUGUUGACCCAGACAGCGUGGCAUUCUGCGUCCUCGCCACCGACGAGGAGUACGAGUGUGACAUUGCUCUCCAGAUCCACUUCACCCUCAUCCAGGCUUUCUGCUUCGACAACGACAUCAACGUGGUGCGCGUUAAUGACAUCGAGCGCCUGGCCGACCUCGUGGGCGCAGACGAGACCGGCGAGCCCAAGGACGCACAUUGCAUUCUUGUCACGAGCCCCAGUGCAAACCCAUGGAAAGACCCUGCUCUAGACAAGCUGAGCCUGUUCUGUGAGGAGAGCCGCAGCGUGUAUGACUGGGUGCCCACCAUCACACUCCCAGAACGCUGAAGUGACAUUCCACUAACUUCACAUGAUGAAGAUGAUGAAAAGAAAGUCAAGGAGCUGAGCCUCAGUUAAGGGGGUGUCAAGCCUUUCUGCCUCAAAUGUCUGGAUUAAGAGGCUGUGGCUGUAAACUCCCCCCCUCCUGCAAGACCUUCCAGUGCAUUCUGGGUCAGCACGUUGGUUCUGGAUUACCCUGAGGAAGGGUUCAAGUUCAGAGGUCAAGUGUGGACUGGGGUCAGGUGGAUGUGGAGUGGACAGAGAGCCUGAUGGAGGAGGAUUUGGAAUGUACUGCAUAUAGUGCAUGAAUAGAUGUGGCGACCCAGUUGCUGCCCUAGAUAGAAGGCAAUGGGGAACUGAGCGGAGGAGGUCACAGAGACUUUACACGAAAUGGACUUAUGAAAGUGCAGAUUGACUCUCAUGAGAGGGGAACAAGGAAGAUGCUGGUCCGAAAGAGAGUGUUUGAAAAUGUCUGAAUGGACUUAACUUUUCUUUACCAGUGCAGCGAUCAGGAAGUUCUUGGAAUAAGCAGAGACUUUGCUCACAAUCCUGAUUUUUAAGUUGUGUCUGAACCUGUGACGGACUAUUAUUUUUACUCUCAAAUAUGCAGACAAAAAUGCAAUAUUGUUUGAAUUGUAAUUUUUAAUGUUUUGUAAAUAAACAUUUUGAAACUCA